CUGCAAUCGCAGCAUGUGCUGCUAAGUUAUUUUUUAGUACUAUUUUGAAGAACACAUUUUUUAUAUUGUGCCGCGUUCAUACAGUUUUACAGUUGAACACAAUGAAACGAUUAACGGACGAACGUACAAAAAUUCUCUUCGAGAAGCUUGCCAAAUACAUUGGGCCAAAUGUGCAACAAUUAAUUGAUCGCCCCGAUGGUACAUAUUGUUUCCGCGAGCAUCGAGACCGCAUUUACUAUGUCUCCGAGCGCAUCUUGAAACUAAGCGAGUGCUUCGGCUACAAGCAGCUCGUCUGCGUCGGGACCUGCUUCGGCAAGUUCUCCAAGACGAACAAGCUGAAGUUCCACAUUACGGCCCUCUAUUAUUUGGCACCCUAUGCGCAGUACAAGAUUUGGGUGAAGCCCUCUUACGAGCAGCAGUUCCUCUACGGCAAUCACAUCCCCAAAUCGGGACUGGGUCGCAUCACGGAGAACGCUGGUCAAUAUCAGGGCGUCAUUGUGUUCUCCAUGAGUGAUCUGGCACUGGGAUUUGGGGUCCUCGCACGCUCCACAACUGAGUGCAAAACUGCUGAUCCUCUGACCACGGUUUGUUUUCAUCAAUCGGAUAUUGGCGAAUAUAUUCGAGCCGAGGACUCGCUGUUUUAGCAAAGUUGAAUUAAUUAAUUAGCCUUUAGACCUAUUAAUUAUUAACGACUAACAUUAAAUAUUGUCUAGAAUUUUAAAAUCCAAAUACAAAAUCAAACUCAAAAAUAAGCGAAAUAAAAAACAAAUCACGGCGACUGUGAAAUAAUCGAUAGUUUUACCACAAGCAAAGCAUC
Molecule: messenger RNA, 817 nt
Organism: Drosophila grimshawi
Lineage: Eukaryota; Metazoa; Arthropoda; Insecta; Diptera; Drosophilidae
Product: 60S ribosome subunit biogenesis protein NIP7 homolog
Exons: 2
Coding region: 102-644 (180 amino acids)
Biological process (GO): ribosome assembly; ribosomal large subunit biogenesis
Cellular component (GO): preribosome, large subunit precursor; nucleolus; nucleus
Molecular function (GO): RNA binding
Source: RefSeq, a predicted model, not a curated record